AUGGCACUCCGCAGCAUCAAGAGCCUCGUCCCACUUUUGGAUCGUGUCCUUGUUCAAAGAAUAAAAGCCGAAACGAAGACCGCCUCUGGCAUCUUCCUCCCAGAGAGCGCCGUUAAAGAGCUUAACGAGGCCAAGGUCCUGGCUGUUGGGCCUGGUGCUCUUGACAAGAAGGGUAACCGAAUUUCCAUGUGUGUAUCUGUUGGCGACCGGGUUUUGAUUCCUCAGUAUGGAGGCAGCCCUGUUAAAGUCGGCGAAGAAGAGUAUUCUCUCUUCAGAGAUUCUGAGAUUCUCGCGAAAAUCAACGAGUCAUAA
This is a messenger RNA of Paracoccidioides lutzii Pb01, 312 nucleotides long. Its product is annotated as 10 kDa heat shock protein, mitochondrial. The transcript has 4 exons. Gene Ontology annotation, molecular function: protein-folding chaperone binding; ATP binding; protein folding chaperone. The record is from RefSeq and is a predicted model, not a curated record. Gene Ontology annotation, cellular component: mitochondrial matrix. The coding region runs from base 1 to 312 and encodes 103 amino acids.